Molecule: messenger RNA, 2421 nt
Organism: Acinonyx jubatus (cheetah)
Lineage: Eukaryota; Metazoa; Chordata; Mammalia; Carnivora; Felidae
Gene: CBX2
Product: chromobox 2
Exons: 5
Coding region: 71-1660 (529 amino acids)
Biological process (GO): negative regulation of transcription by RNA polymerase II
Cellular component (GO): PRC1 complex; heterochromatin
Source: RefSeq, a predicted model, not a curated record
GCGGCGGCGGCGGCGGCGCGGGGCGCGGGGAGCGGCGGGCGCCGCGGUCGGAGCGGGCGCGCGCGGCAGCAUGGAGGAGCUGAGCAGCGUGGGCGAGCAGGUCUUCGCCGCCGAGUGCAUCCUGAGCAAGCGGCUCCGCAAGGGCAAGCUGGAGUACCUGGUCAAGUGGCGCGGCUGGUCCUCCAAACACAACAGCUGGGAGCCAGAGGAAAAUAUCCUGGACCCGAGGCUGCUCCUGGCCUUCCAGAAGAAGGAGCACGAGAAGGAGGUACAGAACCGGAAGCGAGGCAAGCGGCCGAGGGGCAGGCCCAGGAAGCACACGGUGAUGUCCUGUAGCCGGCACUCCAAGCUCAAGGAACCCGACGCCCCCUCCAAGUCCAGCAGUUCGACGUCUUCGUCCACAUCUUCCUCCACGUCCUCGGACGAAGACGAAGACAGCGACUUAGACGCCAAGAGGGGUCCCCGGGGCCGCGAGACCCACCCAGUGCCUCAGAAGAAGGCCCAGAUCUUGGUGGCCAAGCCUGAGUUGAAGGACCCCGUCCGGAAGAAGCGAGGCCGCAAGCCCUUGCCCCCAGAGCAGAAGGCGGCCCGGAGACCCGUGAGCCUGGCCAAGGUGCUGAAAACCGCCCGGAAGGACCUGGGGACGCCGGCCGGCAAGCUGCCCCCGCCGCUCAGCGCCCCCGUGGCGGGCCUGGCGGCCCUGAAGGCCCACGCCAAGGAGGCCUGCGGUGGCCCCGGCGCCGUGGCCAGCCCGGAGAACCUGGCCAGCCUCAUGAAGGGCAUGGCUGGCAGUCCCAGCCGGGGUGGCAUCAGCUGGCAGAGUUCCAUUGUGCAUUACAUGAACCGAAUGAGCCAGAGCCAGGCCCAGGCCGCCAGCAGACUGGCGCUCAAGGCCCAGACCACCAGCAAGUGCGGCCUCGGGCUGGACCUCAAGGUGAGGACGCAGAAGGGGGAACUGGGGAUGAGCCCCCCGGGAAGCAAAGCCCCAAAGGCCCCCGGCAGCGGGACUGUGGAGCAGAAAGGCGGGAGUGCGGGGGGGCCCCCCUACGUCCACAGCGGUGGCAAGGCCCCUGCCGGGUGCCUGGGUGCCCAGCCUGCACCCGCCCAGGAGCUGAGCCCCCAGGUCUUGGACUUACAGAGUGUCAAGAACGGCACACCAGGGGUGGGUGCGGUUGCCCGCCACGCUGCGGCCGCCAAGGGCGUCCCUGCCACCAACCCGGGCACCGGGAAGAGCGCCGGGGGCGCCCCCCCGGGGGGGAGUGGGGCCAGCGUGUCCUGCGACGCCAACAAGAGUGAGAAGCUGGCUUCUAGGGGGGCCGCUCUGCCCACCCCUGCAGGCAAGAGGGACUGUGCCAAAGGCAGCGCGGGCCCCGGUGGGCAGGAGGGCCACGCGGGCCCCGGAGAGGUGCGCAAGGCGGCCUUGCCGUCCGAGAUGAGCACCGGAGAAGAGAACAGCACUUCCGACUCCGACCCCGACCCGGCCUCCCCGCCCGGCGCCGGACAGAACCUGUCUGUGUCUGUCCAGACCAGCCAGGACUGGAAGCCCACCCGCAGCCUCAUCGAGCACGUCUUUGUCACUGAUGUCACCGCCAACCUCAUCACAGUCACGGUGAAGGAGUCCCCCACCAGCGUGGGCUUCUUCAACCUGAGACAUUACUGAUGCCCCGUAGCCGCCUGGCUGCCCGGCUCUUGCCUGCCCUUCUCUGGCCUCUGGCUUUGCUUUGACGAUGGCCCUGUGCCCCGGGCCCUCCCCAGGGUCCGGGUAGCCUCCUUCAAGGGCAGGCUUGGAGGGGACUCCCCGAGGCCCUGCGUGUGGCUUCAGGCAGGGUCAUACCUUGAUGCCUUGCCAAGGCCUGGCCUUGCCCUCGUUUCUACCUCUGGGCCUCUGCUCUCACUUCCCAUAUGCCUCAGGAAGUCUGCCUCCCGGGUCUCUGGCUGAACGUUUCUCAAGGCCGUCCCCUGUUGGCUGUGUGAACUGCUCUCCCUGGCUUGUGAUGACAGAGUAGUGGUCAGCUUUCCUCUGGAUUUCCCAGGGGCGCAGCUGUUAGAGGAGAGAUCCAGCUUGGUCGUUCCUGCCCGGCGGUGGGGAAGGAACGUGUACUGGGAAGUUGGGGGGGGGGGGGGGUCAGGCCUUGAAGGACGGCGUGCGGGCUCGGCUAGGUUUUUAGAAGAUGGGCUGCGGGCCAGGUAAGGGACCUCACCAGUCAGGACUGCCCUCAGUGCCUGAGCUGCCAAGGACUAGGGGUCUGCCUGCCUCCCUGUCCCUGCCCCCAUGUCGACACCAGAGGGCCGUGGCCUGAAUGUAGGCUGGCUGUAGCCGUGCUUGGGAGCCCUGCAGACCUCCCUUGGUGCCCUGUAAGCCUGGUUCAGGUUAACGCCUGCAGCACCGAAAUGUCUUAGAGGUCAGAUCUGGGAGGGGUC